Messenger RNA from Limanda limanda (common dab), 1406 nucleotides. Its product is annotated as cytokine-inducible SH2-containing protein-like. The record is from RefSeq and is a predicted model, not a curated record. The transcript is spliced from 3 exons. The coding region runs from base 262 to 888 and encodes 208 amino acids. Gene Ontology annotation, biological process: phosphatidylinositol phosphate biosynthetic process; intracellular signal transduction. Gene Ontology annotation, cellular component: phosphatidylinositol 3-kinase complex. NCBI's taxonomy places the organism in Eukaryota, Metazoa, Chordata, Actinopteri, Pleuronectiformes, Pleuronectidae. Gene Ontology annotation, molecular function: 1-phosphatidylinositol-3-kinase regulator activity.
UGUCCUGCAGUUCACUGAAUACUGAGCACACACACACACACACUUUGAGUUACAGCUCACACACUCUCAGACGAUAUAUUCUCUACAGAAAUGUUCAGUGUCGCCUCCAUCAGAGUCAGUCGAUGAUAUCUGAUUAUUGACAUUUUGAUGGAUUAUUCUCUGGACUGUUUAUAAAUCUGCUCAGAUUCCAUAUGGUUGUCUUUGAUUUAAGUGCCUCAACAUGAACAUUAUCUUGACGUCUCUGCAUGCUAACAGUCAGAAAUGGUUGCCCGGGCAGUGACCAUUUCUCAACAUGAGGAGCGAGAAGCCUCAUGCUGGUCACGUCCCUCUCCUCUGUGCUGGGACCCAGCAGAGGACCACCGCUGCAUCGCCACCACCUUCCAGUAUCUACAGACCUCAGGCUGGUACUGGGGUUCCCUCUCAGCGAGUGAUGCUCGGGAAGCUCUCCUGACAAAGUCUGAGGGAACGUUCCUGGUGCGGGACAGCAGCCACCCGCAGUAUGUGCUGGCACUGUCAGUGAAGACGCGCUGUGGACCUACUAGUGUGCGGAUAGAGUACAGCAGGGGCUGUUUCUGGCUGGACUCCAUCUCCCCUGGUCUGCCUCACCUGCAGUCCUUCCCGAACGUCCUCACCCUCAUACAGCACUACAAGACCUCGGGCCACACGCCACAGGACCCGGCAUCCAAUGACUUUACCCCCAAAGAGAAGCCUGACCCUGCCAGUGGAGUUCCCUUAAACCUGAUGCAACCUUUACACAAACCAGAGGCCUUCCCCUCUCUGCAGCACUUGGCACGCCUCACCAUCAACAGACACACAAACUGUUCGGAACUCCUGCCACUCCCCACGCCUCUGCUGCGCUACCUGCAGGACUACCCCUUUCACAUAUGAGGGUCUCCGUCACAGAGACUAGAACGCGGAUCAGGGUCACACUCCACGACCACACACUGUGACUCUGGGACAGUGUGACACCCCAGGGAACAGAGGCUGGUCCAGAGGGAGAACACUGUGAGCAUUUGACAUUCAAUUUGCAAAGAGGAAUGUUUUUUUACUGUUCAUGAACUGAGUGAACCCGACAGCUAAGCAAACUCUCCUGUAAUAUGUUCAAAAAGCUUUUAAACGUGUCUUACAUCCCAGUUGUUUUCCUGUUAUGGACAUCAUGAUACAACAGGUAUUCUGAUCAUGGUUUACACAAAAUGAGAGUUUGGAGCCGAGGGGUCCGGUCCCUGCUGUGUCACCUUAAUGAACCUCUUCCAUUCAAAAUGUAGAAGAAUGGAGAUAUCUGAGGCUACACUGAUUACCCGUGUUGUAUCUAAUGUUGCGUGUGGAUAAAUUAAGGUCAGGCUGACACUACUUGACAUGCGGUCAGAGACGACUGACACAGUCAUUGUAAAGGAUCAAAUAAAAAA